AUGGACUUUUGUUCUGAUUUUGUGAAUAUCUCCUGCCUCGGGACCAUCAGGUCACCUGAAAGUUAUUCUAUUAUGAUAAUUGUCAUGCUUGGAGCUAUAGUACUCGCCACUAUAGGAAAUCUAAUUGUGAUUAUUUCAGUCUCACAUUUCAAACAACUGCAUUCUCCAACUAACUUUCUUAUUUUGUCCUUGGCUGUUACAGAUUUUCUUUUAGGACUGGUGGUUAUGCCCUACAGCAUGGUGCGGUCAUUAACAUCUUGUUGGUAUUUUGGAGACUUAUUCUGCAAAUUGCACAGCUGUAUUGAUAUGACACUGUCCACAACUUCCAUAUUUCAUCUUUUCUUUAUUUCUGUUGAUCGCUACUACGCAGUGUGUAGGCCUCUUCAUUAUUACAAAAACAUAACUAAUGACGUAAUACUGGUAUUUUUGUUUAUCAGUUGGUCUGUUUCCUGUAUGUAUUCUUUUGGCCUUGUUUUUUCCAAUAUACACACUGAGGGAAUACAACACUAUAUUGCCUCAUAUACUUGUACUGGCUCUUGUUCUCUUGCUUUCAACAAGAUUUGGGGGGCUGUUUCUGCAUUGGUAAGUUUCUUUGUUCCAGGUACCCUGAUGAUCGGAAUUUAUAUACACAUUUUCUCAGUUGCCAAUAAGCAAGCUAAGCUUGUGCAUAAUCAUCAUAAUGUCCAGACUGACCAACCAAGUGUAACAAUUAAAGUUUCUGUCAGAGCCGAAAGCAAGGCAGCAAAAACUCUGAGCAUUGUUAUGGGAGUGUUUCUAUUUUGCUGGCUGCCAUUUUUUAUUUUGACUAUAGUAGAUCCUUACAUUAACUUUUUAACUUCUGAAGAUGUCUACAGUACUGUUCUGUGGCUUGGUUAUUUUAACUCAGGCCUUAAUCCCAUUAUUUAUGCCUUAUUUUACCCAUGGUUCCAAAAAACCUUUCAAUUCAUUAUAAAAGGGAAUAUUUUUAAAGCAGGAUCUUCAUUCUCACAAGUUUUGAUCAAUGUUUAA
This is a messenger RNA of Xenopus laevis (African clawed frog), 1008 nucleotides long. RefSeq names its product trace amine-associated receptor 4 (gene taar3.L). NCBI's taxonomy places the organism in Eukaryota, Metazoa, Chordata, Amphibia, Anura, Pipidae. The record is from RefSeq and is a predicted model, not a curated record. Bases 1 to 1008 code for a protein of 335 amino acids. The transcript has a single exon.